Messenger RNA from Penicillium cataractarum, 1953 nucleotides. RefSeq names its product putative C6 transcription factor. The record is from RefSeq and is a predicted model, not a curated record. Gene Ontology annotation, biological process: DNA-templated transcription; regulation of DNA-templated transcription. The transcript is spliced from 5 exons. NCBI's taxonomy places the organism in Eukaryota, Fungi, Ascomycota, Eurotiomycetes, Eurotiales, Aspergillaceae. Gene Ontology annotation, molecular function: DNA binding; DNA-binding transcription factor activity, RNA polymerase II-specific; zinc ion binding. The coding region runs from base 1 to 1953 and encodes 650 amino acids.
AUGAGCACCUGGCCUAAUGAGCCUGAAGGCAAUGCUCGCUACAAAGUUGCCAUUCCUCGGAUAUCGGGCAGACGCCCAUUGCCCAAACGUCAACGUGUAGCUCGAGCUUGUGAUGCUUGUCACGUAAUUAAGCUGAGGUGCAAUGGAAAUCGUCCAUCGUGUGACUAUUGUCUCACCAUUGGGAAACCAUGUCUCUAUUCGGCUACGAAAAGGGAAGCACGGCAGAUCAGUGUUCAACGUCUGGAAGAAAGGAUUCAAGACUACGAGUCCGUACUGGGUGAAGUCCUCUUGCAUUGUCCCCCAAAGAAUCUGAAAUCUGUUCUGAAAUUGAUAUCUGAGCGUCGUCCGGAAUUCCUCGCAGAUCUACAACAGUCAACACGAUUACCUCAAAGCCCCUCUGGCUUGAAGUUCAACCUCAAUCUAGAUCGGAUGCACCUCACCUUUCGGGAUAACCAAUUCGGAGCAGGCCUCUCUCUUCAGCGCCAGCCUCUAAUUCAGACCAAGUCAAUACAGCAUUGGACUUCACUUGUUGAGGACGAUGUAGCAAGCCACUUGCUAUCGUUUUACUUCAACUGGGAGAAUCCAACUUGGCAUUUGAUUGACCAAGAGCUUUUUAUUCAUGAUCUAGAAACGCGAUCUACAAAGUUCUGCUCCCCGCUUCUAGUUCACAUUCUGCUAUUGUUCGGCUGUAGCUUUUCAUAUGGUCUCCAUUCUUUCACCGAUAGACGGCAGGAAAAGGCGCUCGGGCAAAAGCUCUACGAUGAAAUCCUUCGACUCUGGGCACUCGAGAAGGAAACAGCCGACAUUCCAACAAUACAAUCUGGUAUCCUGCUUGGUUUACUAUGUUGUACUUUUGGAACCGAUCGAUUGGGUACCGAACUCAUCAUGAGAGGGGCAGCCAUGUACUACCGAUCUGGUUUGCAUAAAGAAGGCGCUCCUUACUUUCAAUGCGCCAAUGACGAUCUGAGACAGAGUAUGGCCAGAGCCCAGAAGUUGAUAUCAUGGGGUGUUUUUGAUGUUCAAUCUCUGGCUUCCCAGGUAUACAAGAAACAUAGCGAAUGGCCCCAGCCGCCAUCAAUAGGCUUCUCUCCGGAAGAAGCAACGUCUCUGGAUGACAACAACAUGUGGAGCCCAUACCCAUUUCAGACUCCAAUUUUCGCAUCCAACACUUAUAAGAUUGCUCGGUUCCGCGGCAGGCUUGCGGGACUGGUCAACGAGACUGCAACUUUAUCACUUCAGUUACGUGAUUCGGGCCCAGCUGAAGACAGCUGGGCUCAAGGCUGUGAGAUCUAUGGGAAGCUGCUACAGUGGAAUCAAGAGCUGCCACUGGAAAUACAACAAGAACGAAAAAGCACGCCGCAUAGUCUGUGCUUACGGAUGUACUACCAAUGCACAGUGAUAAGCCUGUGUGACGUAUUCGAGAUCCUUUCAAUCAAACAGCCAGAGGGAAAACCCGACUUCGACACCGCAGAAAUCAAGUCUAGUGCCGUAGAGGUCCUAGGAUCGCUCAUCCUCCUCUACAAACAUUUCCACGGCUGGAAAUCCGUCCCAAUCGUCAUGCUACACUAUCUCUGCGUCGCAGGAAUCCACGCCAUCGCUAGACUAAGUCCGAGCGAAAUGAAGUGGAUGAAAGUCCUAGAAAGCAGUGUCUUGGGCCUCUGGAACAUGGCCAUCGGAUGGGGCCGAUUAGGCAAGGCUUUCCUCAAGAUAAUUGCUUUUCUAUUGAGGGCCAGAAAGGUGGAGAAUGACUACAUUACGCCCAAGACAGCUGCGAUCAUGGAUCAGCUUGAUGGUGCAUACUGGACCGCGACUGAUGCGGCGUCGCUGGCUGCGGACUAUGUUGUUCAUUCGGUUCCGUCGGAUUUGACAUCGACUCCUUCUGAUACCGGCCACGAAGUCACCGCACAGUCUUUGGGGGAACUUAUAAAAGCCGCGGAGCAGCUUACUCUGUAG